Messenger RNA from Durusdinium trenchii, 2094 nucleotides. Lineage: Eukaryota; Dinophyceae; Suessiales; Symbiodiniaceae. The record is from the annotation of a GenBank genome assembly.
AUGACGCCGGAAUCCUCCAGAGUGGAGCGUUUACGCUCGGAUCUGCAAGAGGAAGCGGCCCAAUUGCGCGCAGAGCUUUGGGGCCUUUGCAAUGGCGAGCUCCGCCCAGGUCCGGAGAACCACGUGGACGAGCGAUCCAUGCGAGACUUGGAGAUGAAGCUGCAAGAGAUGACCAUUGAGAGAGACGCUGCAUGGGCGUGGGCCGAAGGCUUAGAGACCAAGCUCCAAAUGGAGAGGCUCACUGCCCGGGCAUGCGCGACAGAAGCGAUCGAAGUCGAGGAGAAAAGUGAAGAGAGGAUCUCCGAACUCCUCGACGAGUUGGCUGCUGCGGAGGCAGAAGCCAAGGAGCUUCAGCAGCUGCGCUCAGGCGCUGAGCCGGCCGGGAGCUCCCAGAUGUUGUUGCAGGAGAUCCAUCACAAGGUGUUGGCUUCUUUAUACCAAGGGGAAGAGCUGAAACAACAAUUCCAGCAUUGUUCAUGUGCAGCGCCGCGGUGGACAACCGACCUGGUGCGACCGAUUUGCGCAGCGCAGGAAACGAAGGAGGACUUGUGGGAGCGCCGCUACGAACUCGAUGUGGCCGAGUUGACCGAGCGCCUGCAUUUGAGCAAUAAUGAGAUGCGUGCCUUCGAGGAAGAGCGGAACGCUUGGGCUCGACGUGCAGAGCAUUUGGAGAGUCUUUUAGAAGAGAAAGAGAAAGAACCGCAUCGUUUGGAGGAGCAGAUCGCCCACUUGCGCCGAACGCUCCAGGAGACCCAGGCAAACACUGCAGUGAUGCUGAGGGAACAGGCCCACGCAAACUGGACAAGGAGGCAAAGUGAAGAAGAGUUUUCUGAGAUGCGCUCCAUGUGUGCGCAGCUGGAAGCAGCGCUCCAAGAAGCAGCUCUCCGGAAGGAGGAGGCGAGUCAGGUCGGUGCCAAACUGGAGUGUUUGGAAACCAAAGUGCAUUCGGAGUGGGAAGCCAAAGAAGCUAGACCAGGUGCCAAGUUGAAGCAAGCGCUCUCCAGGGAUGGUGUCCUCUCGAGCGAGGGGCGUUGGCAUGAACCGGUGGCCGGCCUGGCGCCGAUGCUUCCGCCGCCGAAGGUGGUUCGGGCCGCGGAGCCCCUCUCGGCGCGUGGAGGUGAGGAGAUGCCGCCAAAUCGUGUCCUCCAAGUGUUCUUAGAUGCCACCGUGUCGCCGCCGCUCCAGCCACUGCCUCACCCGCAGCUGGCACAGACGCUCGUGCAGCCGGCGCAGACGCUGGCACAGCCAGCGCAGCUACUGGCCCAGUUCGAUCGACCGCCUUCACACAAGGGUGCUGAAGCAGAAGCUUCGGUUUGCCUCACCUCCUGGGGAACUGCCUUCGUGUCCUUGCCAAGCCAGCGUGUGGCAACACCCACGGCCCGACCUGCGCUCCGCGGAAAUGCCUCGGGCUCCAUCAGUGCCACUGGCAUGAGCACUGUAGGCGCCGCAGCGCUGGGCGCGACGCUGGUCGCCGCGGUGAGGAAGAGCGGCCGUGUGGGCCAGACCAGCCGGGGCGCCUUCGAGAAUGAACUCGGCGUCCAGCCACCCCUGGGCUUCUGGGACCCUGCCGGCUUGUCCAGCGACGGUGAUGCAAGGGAAUUCUACCGACGACGCGUUGUCGAGAUCAAGCACGGCCGGGUUUCUAUGUUGGCCUGCACCGGAUACAUUGUGCAGGAAUUCUUCAGAUUUCCGGGAUAUAUCUCUCCUUCUAGUGAGCUCAAGUUCACCGACAUCCCCAACGGACUUGCAGCAGCCACCAAAGUUCCAGCCGUUGGUUGGUUCCAGUACACCAUCUUCUGCGGCAUUUGCGACCUUUGGCUGAUGCACCAGGUCCCAACCAACCCAGCGGGAAAGCUGUGCACUCGCCUGUUUGGUGAGGGAGCCACCAACUACGAGUACGGCUUCUUGGGACUUCCCGGAUACUUGGGUGGCAAGGCAAUCGAGGACGCUGACGUCAAGAAGAAGAAGCUCAACGCGGAAAUUGCCAAUGGACGUUUGGCCAUGAUGGCCAUCAUUGGCAUGUUUUUCCAAGAUGGUCUUACGGGAUCUGCUUGGGGUGAUUGGGCCAACUACACUGAGUCUCCAUUGCGCUGA